UUGUUGUACUAUAUACGUAAUUCAAGUAAUAUCUGUAAUGGUAACUACUCCGAUGCUCGGUGUGCGUUUUCAAAUGGCACGUUUUGCGCCCAUGAGAGAAUUGGAUCGUUAUAUUAUUUCUUGGGAAUAAAAUGGCUAAACUCAGUUCCUAUUACACACUGUGCCCAUUAAUCGAUCAACAGAAUUUGUUGGGUGUUGAAAAAGAUUCGGAUUCUGGCUGCGCCAUUGUUACCCUUGGCAGAAAUAUUGUUAUUCGAUAUAAGCUCCAAGAUUUAAAGCAAGUUAAUAGUUGGACGAGCAAGGAGCGUUUAACUACACAAGUCAUAUAUGACCAAACAGAAAGUCGUUAUGCUGCAGUCUUCAAUGAGAAUCAUGUUCGUGUUUGGUCUGAUGAGGAAACAGAUCUGGAGAAAGUCAAGAGAUAUAAGUUCAGUACUCCAUUUCACACAAUACUUUCAUUAGAAGGACAUCCGCCAGUUUUAGUUACACAAAAUGGUGCAACAGCUUCCUUAGAAUGGGCAUUGCAAAAUAAGAAAUCAUGGACUAGUCCAGGUGUUCUAAGAGAAAAUGAAAAAAUAGUACAGUGCCAAUUAGUUAGUGUAAACAAUGGAACAUACCUCUGUGCUUUGACAAAAGCAAAAGCAGAACAUGUGUACAAUUAUGUGACUGUCGGUCUAAAAAGAAGCACGUACCAAGAAGAUCCUGAUCAAAUCACAAGAAUAGAACUGAAACGAACUUCGGAAGACCUCAUGGGACACGUUGUUAUGCAAGAUAACAAUAAUGCAUAUCUCUUGACUUUGUGGUCUCAUGGAAGAUUAUGCAGGUAUACACUAACAGGAUCUUCCUCAACUCCACCUCCUGGUGCAUUAGUAACUGUCGUCACAACUGUUAGUACAAAGCAUCCUGUUGUGAUGACAGCUUUAAAUGAAACCACUGUAGCAGUCUAUGGUGCGGAUGAGUUAGAAGAAGGUGCUGUUCUUAUGAUAUAUAAUGUGCAGUUUAAACUUGCACAGGCUGUUCAAAAAUUGAAAUUAUACACAAAGGAUGCUAAGUUGUGGAAAGUUGAAGACAAAUUACUAUUAGCUGCCAAUAGGCACUUGGCAAUAGCUCCAUAUAGACUUGCUCCGCAGAAGAUAGAAAGCCUGCUAGGAUCAUCCUUGAGAUUUAAAAAUAAUAUUAAAGAGAGAAAUGAGGAUAGUGAGGUUAUGGUAGUUCAGGAAUCUGUGGUAGCAAAGUGGGAUGAUCAUUUAGGGAAUGCUGCAGCAUUUUCAUUUAAGAGACUACCUAAAUCCUUGCCGAAAGAAGCUUUAACCCUUGUCAAUGAAGGAUUGAGCGAUGCUGCCAUUCAGCAAAUAAUAAUUCCUCAACUUAUCGAAAGAAAGGAUAUCCAGGCGAUUAUUUGGUGUCUUGAUAAUUUCAAUGACAUACCAGAGAAGUUACUAGUGGAUUUGUUAGCGUUCUGUUUGAAAGAACCAGAACAGACUUUUACACCUGUAAAAAAUGGACUAAGUGAAACCCAAAUCAAAAAGUCGAUAUCUUUGAGAAGGAGGACCUUCCUAGACAAGAUCCUUAACACGAGCUAUUCUGACAUUUGUUUAUUAUCCUACCUAAAAACCGGACUGAGUUUUAACGAAGUAUUGACACUACUACAUUAUUUAAUUAAGAAGCUCGAUAAUGAAACUGAUGAAAUUAAAGGCUCGUCUCCACUCUGUGAAAAACAGUUGAUUAUUUGGGCGACUUUACUGCUAGAUUCUCACUAUCAACAUUAUCUUUUAUCACAAGACCCAGAGAUCUUAGCUCUAUUUAAUAAAUUAGAUUCCAUCUUAGAAGCACGUUUUCAGCUAAUCGAAGAGUUACAAAAUAUUAGACCCAUGCUGGAAAGGAUAGCACAUGGCAAACCUCUAAAGCCUACACCGAAGGAUUUUAAUAAAUUCUAUUCCAUCGAAGAAGUUAAGUUGUACUGAGACUCCGAAAAUUCUCGCUUUGAUUCCUGGCGAGAAUUCUUAAAUAAUGUUUUAAAACACCCAGCGAAACGGUUCCACCAUUGUACACAAAUAAACAAAUAUAUUUUAUUUCUUAUUAACAUAAA
This is a messenger RNA of Cephus cinctus (wheat stem sawfly), 2089 nucleotides long. RefSeq names its product nucleolar protein 11. Gene Ontology annotation, molecular function: RNA binding. Gene Ontology annotation, cellular component: nucleolus; nucleus. The transcript is spliced from 4 exons. NCBI's taxonomy places the organism in Eukaryota, Metazoa, Arthropoda, Insecta, Hymenoptera, Cephidae. Gene Ontology annotation, biological process: maturation of SSU-rRNA. The coding region runs from base 132 to 1964 and encodes 610 amino acids. The record is from RefSeq and is a predicted model, not a curated record.